Penicillium atrosanguineum is the source of this 954-nucleotide messenger RNA. RefSeq lists its product as uncharacterized. Bases 1 to 954 code for a protein of 317 amino acids. The transcript has 2 exons. Lineage: Eukaryota; Fungi; Ascomycota; Eurotiomycetes; Eurotiales; Aspergillaceae. The record is from RefSeq and is a predicted model, not a curated record.
AUGUCUAAACAGGGAAGUCGAUUACGGCCACCGCCGUUGGCGGCAGAUUCCUUGGCGAAUGUUGGAUUUGUAUCAAAGGGUGACAAAAAGCUACUCGAUUAUCCCGCGCAGAAGGAGUACUUUGACAAGAUUACCAAGAGGUACCUGCAGUUCUGUGCAGACCACAAAGAACAUCUAGAUGCUGCACUCGCUUCCCUUCCGAUCAACUCCUCAAAUGAUGCCACUUCCAACCCACCAGCUGCUGCGCCAUCUUCAAAAUCAAGCCCCGCGGUCAAAGGCGUUCCCCCACCAUCAGCAGAGCUAUCCACGAUUCUCCUAUCGCUUCGCAAGCUGCGUGAAGCAGCACUGGCAACAUCUUCAUCUACACCAGUCGACUUUUCCCAAAAAGUGCACUACUUUUCAAUCCGCUUGUCGAUUCUAGCGCAACACCCCCCGUCCUAUUUCCCGUCCCUGCGAUAUAGUCUCGACAAGCUACAUUCUACAUCGCACCCCUUCGAGGACUCUGAAGUUAAAGAACUAGUCACAUAUAUGAUCCUAGACUAUGCAUGCCGACAAGAAGACAUGUCCGCGGCGUUUGACCUGCGCGCGCGGGCACGCAAGGAGCAUGGAUUCCAGUCGCAGACUGUCGACCAAGUCCUAACUGCAUUGAUGAAUGACAAUUGGAUUGUCUUCUGGCGGGUGCGCAAGGGCGUGGACUCGUAUGUGCGGGCAGUGAUGAACUGGGCCGUGGAUCGGGUCCGGAGACACGCAUUGAAGGCCGUCGGUAGUGCCUACCUCAAUGUCCAUGUUAGUUGGGUUGUGGGUGGGUGUACGGGCGAUGAUGGAGAUUGGACUUGGGACAAGCUUGUUGAGACGGAGAAGCUUGGUUGGCAGAAAGAAGGGGACAAGGUAAUCAUUCGCCGGCCUAAACCUAGGCCUCCGCCCCAAGCGGGGUCGAGUGCGCCGGUUGCAUGA